This is a messenger RNA of Oldenlandia corymbosa var. corymbosa, 351 nucleotides long. The record is from the annotation of a GenBank genome assembly. Lineage: Eukaryota; Viridiplantae; Streptophyta; Magnoliopsida; Gentianales; Rubiaceae.
AAAUUUUAUCCUCUGCUUUUACAGCUUUUAGUUUUACUCGGUGGGAAAAAAAAAUUCAAUAGAACAAUGAAGUUAGGAGGAAUGAGCAACUGGUUGAUGGUGAUGCUGUGGCUGGUUUUGUCAGGGCGAAUUCAAAUCCAAGAGACAGAGGCAAUCGAAUGCGAUAUAACGCAGAUGAAACCAUGCUGGGAAGGAUUUAAAACAGGUACCGUUCUCUGUUGCUUCAGGAUUGGAGCAUAUAUCAGUUGUUUUUGCGACUUCGCAAAGGAUCCUCGUGACGGAUAUCAUUUUCAAGAUCCUAAUGCUAAAGUGGCAGUAGCUGCUUGCCUUCGAGUGAAAAGAACAACAUGA